AUGCCACAAAAAGGUCACCGACGAGGACGUUCCUCUACAUCUUCCCUGGGCUCGCGACUUGGCAUCUCAAUUCACAGCGCGUUGUUGGCGACGGAACGGAACAUCGCAUUGGUGGAACUCCAACAGAUCUUGGCCCGCCUUGAAGUCCGAUCGAAGGCGGAAUUUGACAAAUUGGAGGCCUUGCGAGACCUCAUGCAGGGACCGAACGCAGCGGAUAUGGCCGGAAGGGUUAGCUCACUAAUUUCGACCUCCAACCCGGUCCAAACGGAGGAGGACAUCGAGCAGACGAAGGCCAUCAUCGAGCGGCUUCGGACGCUCUGA
Molecule: messenger RNA, 321 nt
Organism: Penicillium roqueforti
Lineage: Eukaryota; Fungi; Ascomycota; Eurotiomycetes; Eurotiales; Aspergillaceae
Exons: 1
Coding region: 1-321 (106 amino acids)
Source: RefSeq, a predicted model, not a curated record